GAGACCAGAUAUAGUGAAUGCAGGGUCUGGGGAGAGCGGAUAUAGUGAAUGCAGGGUCCAUGGAGACCAGAUAUAGUGAAUGCAGGGUCCGGGGAGAGCGGAUAUAGUGAAUGCAGGGGUCCGGGGAGAGCGGAUAUAGUGAAUGUAGGGUCCGGGGAGAGCGGAUAUAGUGAAAUGCGGGGUCCGGGGAGAGCGGAUAUAGUGAAUGCGGGGUCCGGGGAGAGCGGAAAUAGUGAAUGCGGGGUCCGGGGAGAGCGGAUAUAGUGAAUGCAGGGGUCCGGGGAGACCGGAUAUAGUGAAUGCAGGGUCCGGGGAGAGCGGAUAUAGUGAAUGCAGGGUCCGGGGAGACCGGAUAUAGUGAAUGCAGGGUCCGGGGAGAGCGGAUAUAGUGAAUGAAGGGUCCGGGGAGACCGGAUAUAGUGAAUGCAGGGUCCGGGGAGA
Molecule: messenger RNA, 441 nt
Organism: Staurois parvus
Lineage: Eukaryota; Metazoa; Chordata; Amphibia; Anura; Ranidae
Source: the annotation of a GenBank genome assembly